AGUGCAUAAAUCCAGUUUCCUGGUAGUAAAACUCUCCUGGCGAUCCGCUCAACCUUAGUAAAGAUAUAAGAAGAAACAUUUCAAAUUAAUUUUAUAACAGCUACGCCGCAUUGCUUCGAUACUGUCAUCUACAAGUGCAUCGGCGCCCGAGUCGGAGCGUAGCGGUGAGUCACUUUCGCAGUCGACAUCUACUUACUACCUACAGUUUUAUUGCAUUACAUAUUAACAACAAAAAGUAUGGCUACUUCUUGCAGUGGAUGCAAUAAGAAUAUACAUAGCCUGUCAUAUAUGGAAUGUCACAAAUGCCAUUGUCUUUAUGACUUAAUUUGUUUGAAUAUAACAGAAGAGCAAUUUAAUAAAUUCACUCAAAAUUACAAAAAUGAGUGGUUUUGUCCUUCAUGUCUAUGCCUCAUGCCCAAAAGUGAUAACACAAGUACUCCAGUUCGCUCGUCGGCUAUGUCACUUCAUGACACUUUUUCUAUAAGUCAGAAUGUAAAUACAACUAGAGGGAGCAAACUCAGGGGAGAAGGGACUAACGUCCAAACCGACUUCAGCGUAGCCGACUUAUUCUCCGAAAUUCGCCGAUUACGUGACGAAGUUUAUGAGGCACGACAAGAAAUAAAGGCCCAAUCAGCUGCUUUGUCAAAAACACUAGACGAACGACUUAUAGAUUGCGCAAGGAUCUGUCAAGAUAAAGACCUGGAAAUCGCCGCUCUGAAAACAUCAGUUGGCCAACUCCAACAACUUGUCACUGCACAGGAUCAAAACUUGAUCAAAAAUGAGCUAGAAAUUAUUGGUAUACCCGAAGAAGAUAAUGAAAAUCUACCUCACAUAGUAUUGCUGGCAUCCCAAAAAAUCGGAGUUUCACUGACUGAAGCUGACCUGGACGAAGUUGGUCGAGUUGGUCCUAAACGUUCCAAAGACGCUAAGUCUCCGAGCUCUGUCGUCAGUAGGUCACGUCCUAUUGUUGUAAAACUUUUGCGCCGCCAAAAAAGGGAUGAGCUGGUGAGAGCAGCUAGAUCCAGAAAGAAUGUUACUACUGAGAUGAUUACUCCAAGCCCUGCUCAGAAGUUUUACAUUAAUGAACGGCUCACGAGGGCAAAUCGUGAUUUAUUUCGUGAAGCUAGAUCUCGAGCUCAAAAACAAAAAUUUCGUUUUUGUUGGGUGCGGCACGGAGGCAUCUAUAUCAAAGAAAAUGAAAAUAAACAAGCAAUCCGAAUUUUCUCAUACCAGGAUUUGGAUGAGAAACUUGGUCCACCUCACUAAAUAUAAGAUAAUAUUUUUAUUUCUUUAUGUUAUGCUAAUUCCAUUAACAGUUAAAAAUAUAUUAUACUCAACACUUUCCAAUAAUAUUACACAUUGUAACAUAAUAUUCACCACAUACUAUACAACAUACACAUUAAAAUUUCAUACAAAACAUAACUACUACCUUCACGUGUGCUUUACUUCUCCAAAGACAA
This is a messenger RNA of Achroia grisella, 1460 nucleotides long. RefSeq lists its product as uncharacterized. Lineage: Eukaryota; Metazoa; Arthropoda; Insecta; Lepidoptera; Pyralidae. The record is from RefSeq and is a predicted model, not a curated record. The coding region runs from base 238 to 1266 and encodes 342 amino acids. The transcript has a single exon.